AUGAAGGGUGGAAAUGCUUUACGGUAUCGCGGCAGCAACUUUUUACGUCAGCGCCUGGUAUUGUCCACGGUGAGUGGACGACCAGUUGUCAUCACUGACAUUCGAGUGAAGGAUGAAGAACCUGGUUUGAGGGAUUACGAGGCGUCCUUCGUGAGAUUGUUGGACAAGUUGUGUGAUGGUUCAGACAUCAGCAUUGACGAGACAGGCACCACCUUGAAGUAUCGCCCGGGCCAGAUCGUGGGCGGCAGCGGCUUGGUCCACAGCUGUCCGCCGAGCCGAAGCCUGAGCUACUUCCUGGAGGUUCGCUUGAAGGGAGCUGCGGCCUCAGGGCCCUCGUGCCGUCAGCGUCUACAUGCCAUGGCCAGACCGCAGCUGAGGCUGGGCCGAAGGGUGGCUUCUGGUGGUUGGGAUCACAUCUUGGGUUCUCCGCUGAUGGUUAGCCUGCUCCGGCACGAGCACCUCCUUCUGUUCAUGCACGAACGCUUUCUCUCCAUGCAGGAGGCUGGGGCUGACUGGCAGGCAGCCUCAUUCUUCGGUGGCGAGGACGGAAUCGAGGCAGUUCUCAGUGCCGACGAGUUCAGCUUCGCACUGCGACAAAGUGGCGAGAACAGCGAAAUCGAGAGAUUUGAUUUGUUGGCCAAGGGGAGAUGUGGCUACGGCCGCCCCUCAGAGCAACUCUUUCACUCCUUCUCCGGCGGCCAAAACAGGAUCAAGGUGCGCGACCUCCUGCAGUUCAUCGUGCGCAUCGCGCCAGAGACUGAAGCGCCGGGUCCGCCCGUUUCGCCCGUUGCGGCACCGGCGAAGGAGCUUUCUUAG
Cladocopium goreaui is the source of this 816-nucleotide messenger RNA. Lineage: Eukaryota; Dinophyceae; Suessiales; Symbiodiniaceae. The record is from the annotation of a GenBank genome assembly.